AUGAAAGCUUUCGAAGAAGAACGUGAAAAACUAGAGAGCAAUAACAAGAAGUUACAACGAGAAGUAGUAAAAUUGAAACAAUUUAUGGAAAUGAAUAUGGUAGAACGCAGUCAAGUGGAACAGUAUAAACGGGAGAUUGAAGAAAGAGCACGACUGGACAUAGUACAAAAAUUACACGAAGUCAACCUGUUUUUACAGGCACAAGCAGCAGCUCAAGAAAACUUGGACCAGUUAAGAGAAAAUGCUCAUGCUUCAACGAGAAGUCAAAUGGAACUUAGAAUUAAAGAUCUGGAAUCUCAGGUCUCUACAAUGAAGACGUCUCAAGAUUCUACUAAAACAGAGUUGGAAACCUACAGGCAACUCUACCUAGAAGAAUUAAAAGUUAGAAAGUCCUUGAGAAAUGAGCUGAACACGACUAAUGAGAGACUGUCAGAGAGCAAUACAAAACUUCUUGAGGAGAGACAGCAGCAUCAAACUUCACUCAGGACUCUUACUAUGAGCCUAGGCCUGGAAACACCUUAUUGUGGACAUUUUGAAAAUAAUUCAGUGCUCAAUGGAAACCUUACUCCAGGAAGAAACUUAGUGAUUCCUACCUUAAACCCACGGCCGUCAUAUGCCUACUGGGAGACUUCCUUGUGGAAGGUUAGUUAUAUUAUCUGUUUUACUUUGGGUUUCAGAUAUCUGAUAUAAUUGUUGCUUUUA
Molecule: messenger RNA, 702 nt
Organism: Lynx canadensis (Canada lynx)
Lineage: Eukaryota; Metazoa; Chordata; Mammalia; Carnivora; Felidae
Product: ankyrin repeat domain-containing protein 26-like
Exons: 3
Coding region: 1-690 (229 amino acids)
Source: RefSeq, a predicted model, not a curated record